AUGCAAGCGUGGCAAAUUGCCACCCCUGGGCUUCUAGACGAUGUGUUGAAACUUGUCGAUAAUGCAGCGAAGCCUUCCAAGCCCCUUCAACAAGGACAAAUUCUUGUUGAAGUCGUCAGUGCUGGACUCAAUCCCGCAGACUAUAAGAUGGUAGAGAUGGGCUUCGCAUCCAAGGCAAUUACAUCGUUUCCCAAGACAGCAGGGAUGGACCUAAGCGGCAAAGUCGUCGCUAUCGGAAAUGAUGUAACAGAUGUCAAAGUCAACGACGCUGUACUGGUUCGCCUGGAUCCUACAAAAGCACCAGGCUCACUCUCUCAAUUUAUUGUUGCCGAUUACCAUGGGUACGCUGUCUUGCCACCGGACUUCGAUCUUGAUCUCGCAGCCGGCGCGCCGACGACUGCUUUGACGGCGUACCAAUCUAUAAAGCCUUAUGUUCAAGCCGGCGCCAAAGUCUUUAUCAAUGGCGGAUCAGGCGGUGCCGGUACCUACGGCAUUCAAAUCGCAAAAGCUCUUGGUUGCCACGUCAUUACUUCUUGCUCUACUGCGAAACGAGAGCUCUGUGAGCGAUUAGGAGCUGAUGAGAUCAUCGAUUACAAGGCUGGUGACGUUGUUACACAGUUAAAGCAGAAGGCGAUCAUCUUUGAUCUGAUUGUCGACAACGUCGGUUCAUCCCUUCCAGAUCUCUAUCAGCAAUCUCAUCACUAUCUCAAGCCGGAGGGAGCCUUUGUUCUAGUGGGAGGGUCUGCAUCUCUAAGCAGUAUUAAGAAUGUCAUGAAGGCAAAAUUUACGCCUUCAUUUUUGGGUGGAGGUAAAAGCAAAUUUAUUACCUACAUAACGAAGAAUGAUCACGACGAUUUAGCCCAGAUAGCAAAAUGGCUAGGCGAGGGAGUGAUUAAGACAAUCAUUGACUCAACAUUCGAGUUCGAAGAGACCUUGAAAGCAUACGAACAUCUUAAAAAGGGCUCAAGUGGUGGAAAGGUUAUUGUUCAUGUCUCAAGCAAGGCAUGA
Trichoderma gamsii is the source of this 1008-nucleotide messenger RNA. RefSeq lists its product as hypothetical. The transcript has a single exon. The record is from RefSeq and is a predicted model, not a curated record. Bases 1 to 1008 code for a protein of 335 amino acids. Lineage: Eukaryota; Fungi; Ascomycota; Sordariomycetes; Hypocreales; Hypocreaceae. Gene Ontology annotation, molecular function: oxidoreductase activity. Gene Ontology annotation, cellular component: mitochondrion.